AUGAUUGAAGAGAAAGAAGAUAUGGCCAUGGUAUCACUAACCCGUGGAGACCCAUUUCAUAGAAAGGCUUACUUUCUCAAACCCUCUGUCCCUGAUUCUUCCAUUGAUUAUCAGCUUGAGUUUAAGCUCCCUCAGUGUUUUUCCUCCCUCCCUUCCCCUUUCAACCCAAAAGAGCUGCCAUUGGAGCUUCAGUUCCGAGCAUGGCGUCUUGAACACAAGGAUUUGCAAACUUGGGUAGACCACUUGGCUCCUCUUCACCAGUCGACAUGGAAGAAAGCUGGUAUCUAUGAAGCAAUAUACAACUCCACGUAUCGUAUCAGAAAGCAGACCGAUUUGGUUUUUGCUCUUGCAGAGAAAUGGUGCACUGAAACAAACACGUUCAUAUUCCCAUGGGGUGAAGCCACCAUCACAUUAGAGGAUGUCAUGAUCUUGGGAGGCUUUUCGGUCUCCGGUGACUCGAUUUUCAGUCCUCUUGAAGACAUGGAAGAGAAACAGAUGCAAUGUGAACUUGAAGAAGAGCGAAAGGGACUUUACGAUUACUCUGCUGGGAAAAAGACUGCUGACACAUUUGUAUGGCUCAAGAGAUUCAUGAACAGUGGGAAAGAGCUAGAGCAUGUAGCAUUUCUAGUCUUUUGGUUGUCCAGGUACGUUUUUCACAAUGCUCGGAAUAUAGUAAACAAGGCUGUUUUCUCAAUCGCAAUUCGUUUAGCUACGGGGAAUCGAAUUGCGCUAGCUCCGGCUGUUCGUGCUAGCAUAUAUAGAGAUUUGAGUUUACUCAAGAAGAAUGUUGUGGCUUCAACUGGAUGAAAGACCAGGGAUGAUACUUUGAAACUCAUGCGUAAGUCACCCUUUUAUAUAGUUCAGGUUUGG
Molecule: messenger RNA, 870 nt
Organism: Argentina anserina (silverweed cinquefoil)
Lineage: Eukaryota; Viridiplantae; Streptophyta; Magnoliopsida; Rosales; Rosaceae
Exons: 1
Coding region: 1-807 (268 amino acids)
Biological process (GO): meristem maintenance; meristem development
Source: RefSeq, a predicted model, not a curated record